UCCAUGAGGGCAGCCCGUUGGGGGAACUCCAUCGCUGCGUCCGAGACGGUGUCAGGAUCAACGUCCAUAUCCGCACUUUCAAAGGCCUUCGUGGAGUCUGCACAGGGUUUUUGGUUGCAUUUGACAAGUUCUGGAAUAUGGCCCUGACAGAUGUGGAUGAGACAUACAGGAAACCAGUAAUGGGCAAAGCUUUCUAUGCAGAACCUCAGCUCACACUAACCCGGCUGUUUGACAGACUCAGACUGCAGGAUUCCUCAGUAAAGAAGGGAGCCGACUCAAAGACUGUCUCCGAGGAGCUAGCCCUGACAAAUGACUCUCAAACACUGGGACUGAAAGUUGGGUCAGGACGAGGGAGAGCAGAAGAUGCACGUGAGAGGCAGAAACGCUUGGGCAGAGCUGGAGAAAAGAAGGUGCCAGGUGAUGGUUUGCAUCUGGCUGGCAGAGGUGAAGCUGAGGUGGGUGGCGGGACUGCCCACACAGAGGGGGCCAGUGCCGGUGGUGCCCGUGCGAGGAGCCAGUCGCGGAAGAGAAGGCGACCCAAAGUGGAUUAUCAGCAGGUGUUCACACGCCACAUAAACCAGAUUUUCAUUCGAGGAGAGAACGUCUUGCUUGUCCAUUUAGCACAUUGA
Merops nubicus (carmine bee-eater) is the source of this 629-nucleotide messenger RNA. It is a transcript of the gene LSM11, whose product is annotated as LSM11, U7 small nuclear RNA associated. The annotation marks the transcript as partial. Lineage: Eukaryota; Metazoa; Chordata; Aves; Coraciiformes; Meropidae. The record is from RefSeq and is a predicted model, not a curated record. Gene Ontology annotation, molecular function: U7 snRNA binding. Gene Ontology annotation, cellular component: U7 snRNP. Gene Ontology annotation, biological process: mRNA 3'-end processing by stem-loop binding and cleavage. The transcript has 3 exons.